This is a messenger RNA of Fusarium tjaetaba, 411 nucleotides long. RefSeq lists its product as uncharacterized. The record is from RefSeq and is a predicted model, not a curated record. The transcript has 3 exons. Bases 1 to 411 code for a protein of 136 amino acids. Lineage: Eukaryota; Fungi; Ascomycota; Sordariomycetes; Hypocreales; Nectriaceae.
AUGGUUGAUGAUCCAAGCUCAACGUUUGGAAGUACUCGUGCAAUCACCAACCCCGAUCCAGCAAGAUUCAUAAAAAUCAGGUCUAGUCCAGAAGAGCAGCAGAACUUCAGUUUACUGGAAAAUUUGAUGCGAGAAUUUGCUCCAAUUAUGACUCUUAUGGAUUUGAAAUCAAGCUCUCUCGAAGACUUUAUCUGCGGUUAUUGGCGCAACCGUAUAUCCAAACUGUUCACGGUCGAUCCUGAGUUCGUCAACAUUAUUCAUGAUAGUCAAGCACGCAUGAACUUCCAUGUCCUACAUGAAAGGCUUCGCUGUAUGCUGGGUAAAGAAUUUGAACUCCAAAGACUGUAUGACAAGUCACGCAACUUUAGUCAGAAGGCUCUGGGUUAUGGCUGCAGCGAGUACGCACAAUGA